Rasamsonia emersonii CBS 393.64 is the source of this 1383-nucleotide messenger RNA. RefSeq names its product Alpha,alpha-trehalose-phosphate synthase (UDP-forming). The coding region runs from base 1 to 1383 and encodes 460 amino acids. NCBI's taxonomy places the organism in Eukaryota, Fungi, Ascomycota, Eurotiomycetes, Eurotiales, Trichocomaceae. The record is from RefSeq and is a predicted model, not a curated record. Gene Ontology annotation, biological process: cellular response to heat; trehalose biosynthetic process. The transcript has 4 exons. Gene Ontology annotation, molecular function: catalytic activity. Gene Ontology annotation, cellular component: cytosol; alpha,alpha-trehalose-phosphate synthase complex (UDP-forming).
AUGCCUGUCGGCGAAGGAAAUAAGCGCAAUCUCAUCGUUGUCUCAAACCGUCUGCCGCUCUCGGUCAAACGCGCCGAAGAUGGAUCGUACCAGUCAAGUUUGUCGAGUGGUGGGCUGGUCACCUCGUUGUCGGGCCUUACCAAAACAACCAGUUUCCGAUGGUUUGGAUGGCCGGGGCUCAACCCCAAGGAGCCAGCGGAAAAGGAAGAGGUCCGGAGGAGUCUGGAGGCCCAUGAUGCAAUCCCAAUCUUCCUCGAUGAAGACCUUGCGCACGACCACUACAACGGCUUCUCAAACUCCAUCCUUUGGCCCAUCUUGCACUAUCAGUCAGGAGUAACGUUCAGCGAUGGACCUUGGGCUGCCUACCGCCGUGUCAAUGAAAUAUUCGCCGAUGAGAUUGCGGAAGCGGCUCAAUACGGAGACCUCAUCUGGGUGCACGAUUAUCACCUGAUGCUCCUUCCGCAGCUGCUGCGUGAGCGCCUGGCGAAGAAAGGAAAAGCAGCAGCCAUAGGGUUCUCAUUGCACACGCCCUUUCCAGCUCCAGAGGCGUUUCGCGCGCUUCCUGUUUGCAAGGAGAUUCUGGAAGGAAUGCUCUCCAGUACUCUUGUCGGAUUCCACACCGAUAACUACCGAAUCAACUUCAUCGCGAGCAGCCAGCAGAUAUUAGGCGCGCAGCCCCAGGAUAGCACGGUUCUAUACAAAGAUCGGCUGGUCAAGACGGAUAAAUUCGUGGUUGGAAUCGAUCCACAAAAGUUCGAAGAUACGCUCAAAAAGACAGAGGUCCAAGAGCGAAUCAAGGAAUUGAGCGAGCGAUACAAGGAUGUCAAGGUCAUCCUUGGCGUUGACAGGCUUGACUACAUCAAAGGUCUUGUCCAGAAGCUCCACGGAUUCGAGCAGUUUCUCAGCGACAAUCCGGAUUGGGUUGGGAAGGUUGUUCUCAUUCAGGUUGCUGUUCCUAGCAGAGAGGAUGUCAAAGAGUACCAAGAGCUGGAAACCGAAAUAAGCUGUACCGUUGGCAAGAUUAAUGGCAAAUUCAGCAAACCUGAGUCCACGCCCAUCAUAUACCUCCAUCGUUCCAUCCCGUUUACCGAGCUGACAGCUUUGUAUUCGAUUGCCGAUGUCUGUCUUCUGACCUCGACUCGAGAUGGAAUGAAUCUCGUAGCCUUCGAGUACGUUGCCUGCCAGGCCGCGAAACACGGGGUUCUUGUGCUUUCGCAAUUUACCGGUGCAGCAUCGUUCAUGGGACAGGGCAGCGUCAACUUUCAUCCCGCCAAUUUCAAGGAGAUUUCCGCAGCUGUACGUAAGGGACUCACCAUGUCAGAACAAGAGCGCAAGGAACGGUACGAAAAGCUCCGAGAUUUUAUAAAUACGAACACGAGGUAA